Messenger RNA from Marmota flaviventris (yellow-bellied marmot), 2204 nucleotides. Lineage: Eukaryota; Metazoa; Chordata; Mammalia; Rodentia; Sciuridae. The record is from RefSeq and is a predicted model, not a curated record.
AUACCGGAAACUUGCACUAAAGUGGCAUCCAGAUAAAAAUCCUGAGAAUAAAGAAGAAGCAGAGAGAAAAUUCAAACAAGUAGCUGAGGCAUAUGAGGUGUUAUCAGAUGCUAAAAAACGGGACAUCUAUGACAAGUAUGGCAAAGAAGGCUUAAAUGGUGGAGGUGGAGGUGGAAGUCAUUUUGACAGUCCAUUUGAGUUUGGCUUCACAUUCCGGAACCCAGAUGAUGUCUUCAGGGACUUUUUUGGUGGAAGGGACCCAUUUUCCUUCGACUUCUUUGAAGAUACAUUUGAAGACUUUUUUGGGAACCGAAGAGGUCCCCGAGGAAGCAGAAACCGAGGUGCAGGCUCAUUUUUCUCCGCUUUCAGUGGAUUUCCAACAUUUGGAGGUGGAUUUUCUGCAUUUGAUACAGGAUUUACUUCAUUUGGGUCACUAGGUCAUGGUGGCCUUACUUCAUUCUCUUCUACAUCAUUUGGUGGCAGCGGGAUGAGUAACUUCAAAUCAAUAUCAACUUCUACCAAAAUAGUAAAUGGGAGAAAAAUCACUACAAAAAGAAUCGUCGAGAAUGGUCAAGAAAGAGUAGAAGUUGAAGAAGACGGCCAGUUAAAGUCCUUAACGAUAAAUGGUGUGGCUGAUGAGAACGCCCUUGUGGAAGAGCGCCUGCGGAGAGGCCAGCCUGCCCUGCCCGCCCAGCACGCCAGCACCCGCCCUCAGAAGUCCUGCCGCCCCACACAGAUGGCCAGGCCUGCGCCACAGCAUAGCAUCUGGGAGCAAGAGGAGGAGCAGGACAAACCACGGGUCCCCAGCACCUGGGACACGCCCAUGAGCUCAGCAGGGUUCAAAGAAGGUGGCAAGAGGAAGAAGCAGAAGCAGAGAGAGGAGUCGAAGAAGAAGAAGUCGACCAAAGGGAACCACUAGGCUGGACUGGCCCUGCAGCCGCGCACAGCCUCGCUCGCAUGGCCGGGCACGCGCUAGGUAGCAGCACUCGCGGUGCUGUCCCAGGGCCACCUUGCUUAGCAGGAUUACGACGUGCGCUCACAGAUCGGUAGGAUCAGGGGCACUGGAGAUGGGGUGACAUCACGGGUGGUCUUGACUUUCUGACUCUGCUUUUCCUCAGCACUAAAUCUGUGAGCGUUUUUCUCUAGAAUUAUGAAGGGUCUGUCUCAUUCUUUCCAGCUGUUCAGCCACCACACCAGCUACUGAGGUGUUCGUAACUGUAGAAGGCUACGUAUGAGGUGCUGCUGGGAACCCGGUGUUCAUGACACACACGGCCUCCUUUCCUGGUGGCUCGGGGCUUGGAGUUAGGAUGUAGUUAAGUGCAGCAGAACUUGAAGAUAAUGUACACUGCACCUGAAACCGUGGCUGGCAGGGUACUUUUUGUUCAGAGCAAUUUGCCACACAUAGCAGACCCUCACAAGUCACUUGAGAUGUAAGACCAUUUCUAGUAUUUAUUGUUCCAGUUUAAAUCCUUUCCAGGUAGUCCAAAUUUGACUCCAAAUAUUUAGUGUUUGCUACAUCUCAUUUUUUCUGCUUGGGCCCACAGUUGUUCUUUUAAGCAAGAAGGUUUGCUCAGCAGUGCCACCUCAGCUUCUGUGGCUCAGGGUCUUGCUGGGAGAACAGACUGGGUUACUUACCUGUCUGCGUGCGUGCACACACAGAUGCAAUCAGUCAGCUUUGAGCACGAAGCUUGUGCUGAAAUUUCAGUUUGCAGACUUUGGUCCCUGACACAUUUUCUUCUAUCUAGACUCUGCCUAGCCUCCUGUACCUGUUCCGUUUGCUCGAUGCUUGGCCGCCUAACCUGGCUUUUAUGAGCACCAAGGAGACCUGGUGUUGCCCAACUUGCCUGGAUGUUCCUCCCAGGACAUGCCCUUCCCUUUUAACACGAGGACCUGCUUUUCCUUGUCCUCUUGGAAGCGAGCAUUGCCAUGGCCUCAAGAUGCCAGCAGUGUAGUCCAGCCUUGUGGAGACCAGGAGCAUUCUGGUGCGAGCCAUGCAGUAGUGUCCAGGUUGGGCCAGGAGCAAGUGUCCCUUGUGGUUUAAAGUGAGGUUGCAGAGGAGUUUGCUGUGUGUGGUUUUGGGGGAGUGGCGUGGGCGGUUGGGUGGAGAAGAGAUCGGUAUUUAAUGCUUAAUUGUAGAAAUGUGACCCUGAAGGCACACUGUAUUUUAAUGGUACCUACAUAAAUAAAACAUGGACACACGGACA